Pleuronectes platessa (European plaice) is the source of this 663-nucleotide messenger RNA. It is a transcript of the gene raly, whose product is annotated as RALY heterogeneous nuclear ribonucleoprotein. Gene Ontology annotation, molecular function: RNA binding. Bases 1 to 663 code for a protein of 220 amino acids. The transcript has 4 exons. The record is from RefSeq and is a predicted model, not a curated record. Lineage: Eukaryota; Metazoa; Chordata; Actinopteri; Pleuronectiformes; Pleuronectidae. Gene Ontology annotation, cellular component: nucleus.
AUGUCUCUGAAGGUCCAGACCAGUAACGUGACCAACAAGAACGACCCGAAGUCCAUCAACUCGCGGGUCUUCAUCGGGAACCUCAACACGGCGGUGGUGAAGAAGUCGGACGUGGAGACCAUCUUCUCCAAGUACGGCCGCGUGCUGGGCUGCUCCGUGCACAAGGGCUACGCCUUCAUCCAGUACGCCGGAGAGCGGCAGGCCCGCGGCGCCGUGGUCGGGGAGAACGGCCGGGUGCUGGCGGGCCAGACGCUCGGUGAGUCUGAGGUUCAUCUCUUACCUUCAUUCUCUCUCUCUCUCUCUCAAGCAGCAGUGAGGGGUGCAGAGCUUCAGGCGAUCAAGUCAGAGUUGACUCAGAUUAAAACCAACAUCGAGGCUUUGCUGGGCAGACUGGAGCAGAUCACAGAAGACGCACACAUCACCGCCACAGAACUGAGGAAGGCAGACGAGUGUAAACAUGAGGAGGCGUGGCAGGAAGGGGAGGAGUCGAGCUCAGAGCUGGAUGACGAGGAGGAGGAGCAAAGACAGAACAGCGAAGCUGAUGAGGAGGAGGAGGAGGAAGAAGAUGAGGAAGAGGAGGAGGGAGAGCACACACAAGAUGACGCCCAAGACCACAUGGAAAACAGUCGCCUAUCAUCAGAGAUGGAAUCCCUUCACCCGUGA